Dama dama (fallow deer) is the source of this 3727-nucleotide messenger RNA. Its product is annotated as KIAA1958 ortholog. Bases 110 to 2341 code for a protein of 743 amino acids. The transcript is spliced from 5 exons. Lineage: Eukaryota; Metazoa; Chordata; Mammalia; Artiodactyla; Cervidae. The record is from RefSeq and is a predicted model, not a curated record.
CGCCCCGUCCAGCCCGCUCUGCCCCGCUCCCGCAGGCCCCCCUCGCUGCCCGCGUUCCUAUGGACAGACGCACAGACACCUGCAGGAAGGACACUGCUGAUCCUGUAACAUGGAGGAUUGCCUUCAUACCUCAUCUGAGAAUCUAUCCAAAUUGGUCAGCUGGGCCCACAGCCAUGGGACCAUUUGCAGCCUCAUUCCAAACCUGAAACAUUUACUUUCAGAAGGUUCCCAUGGGAACCUGACAGCAAUGUGGGGCUGUAGUGCAGGCCAUGCUUAUCACUGGCCACUGACAGCUACUUGCAGAGCUGGCUCCCAAGAAAGGGUCUGUUUCCAGGAUAACAGAAGUUUUAACUCUGAUAGUCCCAGUAUAAUUGGCGUGCCCUCUGAGACUCAAACUAGCCCCGUUGAAAGGUACCCUGGGAGACCAGUGAAAACAAAGCUAGACUGUAAUCGGACCAGAGACUCUUGUGACUUCUCUUAUUGCAGUGAGCCCUCUGAACUGGAUGAAGCUGUUGAAGAGUAUGAAGAUGAAAACACUCUGUUUGACAUGGUUUGUGAGUCUUCUGUUACGGAUGAAGAUAGUGACUUUGAACCCCAACCGCAGAGGCCUCAAAGCAUUGCACGAAAAAGGCCUGGAAUAGUCCCAUCUUCUCUCCAUUCGAGUUCCCAGACUCAAAUGAUUGAUGAAUGCAGCAGUGAUGUCAUCAUUAAGAAGAUCAAACAAGAAAUUCCCGAAGAUUACUAUAUUGUGGCGAAUGCAGAGCUGACUGGAGGUGUAGAUGGACCAGCCCUGUCAUUGACACAGAUGGCAAAACCCAAGUCUCAGACUCAUGCUGGUCCCUCCUUAGGGUCUGCUAAACUGAUUUCCCACGUAACAUCCGCCAUCGGCACAGAGCUGGACCCACAUGGUGUGUCCGCAUCCCCCUCUGUGAUGUCUAGACCAGUCGUCCAGAAGACCACCAGGGUAUCUCUGGCAUCACCUAACAGAGGACCCCCUGGUGCCCAUGGCACCAGCCCGCACGUGGCCAUGCAGAUGCCCGUGAGCACAUCCCAUCCUAACAAACAGAUCAGCAUCCCUCUGUCUGCCCUGCAGCUGCCGGGACAGGAUGAACAAGUUGCUUCCGAAGAGUUCCUGUCCCAUCUGCCCAGCCAGGUCUCCUCCUGUGAGGUGGCCCUUUCUCCCUCAGUUAACACAGAGCCAGAAGUGAGCUCCAGUCAGCAGCAGCCCCCAGUCGCUCCAAGCAUAACCACGGAGGCCACGGCCCAGUGCAUCCCAGACCAGGAUGAAAGAGCAGCUGAGCUCAGCAGGGAGCAGAACGAGAAAACCAUCCGGAGCACGCAGACUGCGCUCCGCAAUUUCCCCUAUUCUACUAAGCUCAACAAAUUUCCUGUAUUUAAUAUUAAUGAUGACUUGAAUGAUCUAUGUACCAGUGCAGUAAGCCCAAAUACGACCAAAGCCACACGGUAUGCCCUGAAUGUGUGGCGAUAUUGGUGCAUGACCAAUGGGCUCAAAGAUCACACAGACAUCACCAAGAUCCCUGCAGUGAAGUUGAACGAGUUGCUCGAGAACUUUUACGUCACCGUAAAGAAGAGUGACGGCUCAGACUUCCUGGCCACGUCGCUCCACGCCAUCCGCCGAGGCCUGGAUCGCAUCCUGAAGAAUGCAGGGGUGGGCUUCUCCAUCACCAGCAGCACCUUCAGCUCGUCCACCAAGAAACUCAAGGAGAAGCUGUGGGUGCUGAGCAAGGCAGGGAUGUCAGGGGCUCGUUCUCGCAAUAUUGUCUACUUCUCCCUCUCGGACGAGGAGGAGAUGUGGCAGGCGGGGUGUCUGGGGGAUGACAGCCCUAUCACGCUCCUGUCCACCGUGGUCAAGUACAACAGCCAGUACCUGAACAUGAGGACGCUCCAGGAGCAUGCUGAUCUGAUGUACGGCGACAUCGAGCUGCUCAAAGACCCGCAGAACCAGUCCUACUUCGCCCGGACAGACAGCGUCAAGCGGGAGAGCCGGAGUGCUUCCGCCCGAGUGUGCCACGGCAAGAUCUACCACGAGCAUUCCAGGGGACACAAGCAGUGUCCUUACUGCCUCCUCUACAAGUACAUGUACGUGCACCGGCCGCCCACCCAGAUGGGGGCCAAGUCCCCCUUCUACCUCACGGCCCGGAAGGAGGGGGCGGGCGCGGGCAGGGUGUGGUACGAGGAGCAGAGGAUGGGCCUGCGGUCUCUGCGGGGCGUGGUCCCGAACUUGGCCAAGAAGGUCAAGCUGGAGAACUGCGAGAACUUCACCUUCGUCUCCUUCACGCAGGUGUCCAGGAGGCUCAGCUCCCACGGCUGCUGCCAGUGAGCGUCCCCUGCAGCCGGGGCCAGAGCUCCGAGGAGGCCGGGGCGACCGUGACUUCGUGGUCAGGGUGUGGGACUUCCUGUUUCUUUUGACCUCGGAUUUGUUUUUUUAACUGAAAGUAGACAAGUGAAGAUUUAGAAUGUUUUAUCCAGAUGUGUGUCACCUCUGUUAAAUUAUAGAAUCUAAUACAAUGUAUAAAUGACUACAUACACAAGAGCGAGGAAGUUCAUUUUAUCUAGUGCCUUUUUAGCACAGAUUUUCUCAAAAAAAGAAAAAAAAAAACUGUUUCAGUAGUCAUUAAAAAAAAAAAUCCCAGUAGCCUAGUAGCUUUAGAAUGUUUUGAAGACUCUAAACACUUUAAUGAAUUACAGUGAGGAUCUAGGAAGAGAGAGGCAAACAGGUUAACUACUUCCAGGAGAAAACUUGUGCUUGGCACUCCUGUUUAUGUUUUGUUGGUGGAUAACGUGAUCCCGCAGAGCAUGCAGCCUUGCUUGGUGGAAGGUCAUGGAGCUCCACUCAGUCAUGCUGAUGGGAACGCAGGACUGCUGUUAGCCCUGGGAGGAACUUGCUCUCUGCAUCAAUGGAGACAGUUUUAUGAAAAAAGAUUAAUACACCAAACAGUGCUUGGGAGAACAAGAUUUCCAGUGAACUAGGUGGUUCGAGGGAACUUCCUGCAGUGAGAGAAAGUGUCUUGGAGAAGCAAUCUGUGAUCAAAACGUGAAAAACCUCCUGAAGCAGAAGUGCCUACAUUUUCUUUCUCAGCGUGCUGUGAAAGCUCUUUUCGUUUGAACACUGUUUAGAGGUUUUUUUGUUUUGUUUUUUUUUUAAUCUGUUCUUUGUGUUGUGCAGUUCUGUCAGCAUAUAGCACUGGAUCUGUAAAACAACUGAAAGUAAUUUUCAGGCUUAACCGGGAAAAAAAGUCCAACAAAAUAAGCUGCAAAGAAAACAAAUCCCCAAAUGUGUUUAUAUUAAAGAGUUUUGAAAUAUAUUUGUCAAAGUACGACUCUUUCAGCCACAAGAGAUGUCAUCAUUUGAGGUUGGCAGCAAUGCUUGGGACACGGUGAUGGGUCAGCCUACCAGGUAAGCAAACCCAGCAUCAAGGAUAUAGUGGUAAAAAUCAGACCACGGUGAUGGGAUAUGAACACAGUGUGGUCACGUUUCACUCAGGUGAGAUUUAAUCUGACCGUGUGUUAUUCACACAUUAACAGAAAGUUAUAAUAACUGCUCUCAAUUAUAAGUGAAAAAGGAACCCAAAGAGUACUAAUUAAUAAAAAUAACUUCUAGGGAAUCUUUAUUUUGUAUCUGAGGAAAGACUGACUGCCACAACCUUACACCAUUCUGUUCCUGUGUGUGCUAGAAACCCACAAUUAAAAUUCCAGUAUACAUUCA